CAUGUCACAACACAAAACAAAACCAGUGUUUUAUAUUUUAUGUUGAUCCACCGGGGUCGACUUUUAGUCCAAAACGCUUCUUUUUCUUGCGAAGUAGAACUAGUAGACACAUUUUGAAGGUUUUGCAACGUCCAACUUUACGACAAUGGCAUGGGUUGCGGCUCUUCACUCUUUAAAUUAUCUUAAAACGUUUGUUGGAGGCGAUGAGGUAAGAAUCGCUGUUUUUACGUGGUGUACCAGUUGUUUGCAUUUUUUAAAUCCCCGACAUGAUCUCUUAGGACUUUCCACAAAUUUCUUGCACCUUUCGAGUGCAGCGCAACUGGAAUGCAAUUUUUAUUAUACAUAAGACAACUUUUAAGAUUUCUGUUAGUCAAAACUUCUUAGCGACUGCCCACUGGCUUCAAUAAAUCCACAGCCGAAGUGAAAUUUGUGUCGUAAGUUAGUGUUAUGAUUGGUGAAUAUUAAUUUCUUUUUGCUUAAAUAAUAACAAUUGGCUCAGUACACUCGUAAUUUGCUCAGUGCUGUACAUUUGUAUAACUUAUCAACUUCCACAUUAUACCCAGCUUAGUUCUAAAGGCUGCAUUGCCGCCUGUCCUGGCGAAGAUCCCUUGCACGUCUUGUACGGGUCUGUUUGUCGGUAAGAGAAACUCUGGUAACGAAAUUGAUAGCGCCGGCGUCGUGUGCCUUGUGUGUCCUUGUAGGGGAUACAUCCUCCAAAAUUCUUUUUCUUUUUUUUUUCUAAACCUUAUAUACGCUGACAUUUCAAUAGUAGGGAGUUGGCUUUCAACUUACCAAAGAACUGCCAUAUUAUAUCUGAUAAGAAGAAAGUAAUUAUACAGAGGGUAACGCCCUGUAUAACCCUUGGGAUAUGUGAAUUGCACCAAAGUUAUUUUUAGACCAGUUAAACGCUUGAAAUCAAUCGGAAGUUGGUUUCCGAAGAGGUUUCAAAUUUCUAUUCAGUGUUGUCGAGAGAGAAUAAGGGGACAUUAUUCUCUGGCUCUUUCUGUGUCGCCAUUACAAUAUUCUGCAUUGUUUGCUUUGAGGCAGUCACGCGUGGACUUCGGGUGUCAUUUCUAACAAUCGAUCAACAUGUGCGGAUGCCCCAGGAAUUAGACUUCUGUUCAAUAAUAACCUCUAAAAAUAACCUUAGUGAAAUUCGCAUAUCCCGACCAACGGCCUAAGAUUCCCCCUCUGUCCCAUUAAUCUCUCUGGUCUGAUUUGUUUUUGGUUUUUGUUCAUAUUACCUGACUUUACAGGUGAGCUUUGCUUGUAACUCCUCACUAAUUGCAAUACAGUUACGAUGUUAUGAACUGAAAACGUCUCACUUAGUAUAAGGUCCUCAUGAGUGCUUGAGGUUGUACUGUGCUUGAUAUACCAUCUGCUGUCCAUGCGCCAUGCUCCUGCACUCCAGCCUCGUCCCCAUGGGCCUGUUUCCCGAAAGUCCCGGUAACUUUUCAGGCCCGGAAAGCUUUUUUCGUGUUUCUUGUGUUUGCGCUCAAGAUCGAAGUUUCCAUGAUUUUGAAAAUAUGUAAUACAGUGCAACUAUUAGUAAACAAAGCAAAAUUGACUGGUUUGUGGGCUAAGAACUGUGCUGCUAUAACAGGUUUUAAUUUCAAAAUUUCCUUUGGGGCCGUUAGAAACGGCCUCAGGGCUUUUCCCAAUCCCUGGGGAAGAGAUUGCCCGCUCUCAUCCUCCCCUUUUUCGGGUAGGAACCAAGACUGGAAUCACGAGAGCGACGUAGAUCGAACCUUGUCUAUUCACUUCACAAAUGAGUUUUCAAUUAUUCUUUCUUUACCUCUAGGAAAAAGCAGAAAGCGAGCUCAAGAUGAACAUGGACGAUUUAGAGGCACAGCUGAGGUAAUUUGGCGACUAGUUUUCACCCAUUUACGCAAAUUAUCCGGUAUAUAGGGUAGCAAUAAUUGCUGAAAAAUUAAACUCUGUCGUAUCGUAUCAACAGCCACGCAUUAGAGCAAGGAAGCCUAAAGGACAGAGAAAUAAAGAGCAUAAGAAGGCAGUUAGACUCAAGGGAUGACGAGUUAGCUGAAAUGACAAGAGGAAGGGAAGUGGCUCUGAAAGAAAACAGACGACUACAAGCAGAUUUAAACACCAUGACCGAGGAACAUCAGGUAUGGCUCAGCUAGUCUUAUUGUAGUAAGUCGUUUGAAGGAUUUCAGCCGAGACUAAAUUUGCACCAUAUGAAUGAACAGCCGAGAUUUCGUAAAGCCACCACUGGUUUCCCGCGAAAUGACGUCUGAGGAACGAGCGCAGAAAUUCCAUACUGAUGACGUGUCACUAUCCAGGCCCCGGUUGUUCAAACGUCGGAUAGCGCUGUCCACCGGAUAAAUCACUAUCCAGCGGGUAGCGUACUUGAUUUCCGUAAUACUUAUCCGCUGGAUAGUGAUUUAUCCGGUGGAUAGCGCUAUCCAAUGUUUGAACAACCGGGGCCAGAUCUGGUUAAUGCUGUGAUUAGUUGAAAAAUUGCUUCCACCAAUUAGAAGCACUACCCAGAUCUGGGUAGUGACACGUCAUCAGUACGGAAUUCCUACGCUCGUUACUAAGACGUCAUUUCGUGAAGAAACCAGUGGUGGCGUCGCGAAAUGUCGGCUGUUUUCACGGGCUAAUAAUUUUUUUUUGUUUCAGGCGAUUCAUCAGCAGCUGCAGGAAGCGUUGGAAGAACAGGAAAGUCUCAAGGUGCAAAUAGCGGAAUAUGCUAGACAAGUGGCACGGGUAGAAGAACUCCUAGCUGAGAAGGUCAGUUAACUUACCUUAUACGCACGCGCAUUGGCCAUUUAGUUGCGCGUGAGACUGGCCCGGCGUCAUCGAAUUGUAUUAUGGGACUGUUUUUGGAACGCUAUCUUUUCUUUUAUUGGCUGUAACAAAGUCACACGGGAAACUGGGUCAGAAUUCGACCCGAAAAAACAAUCCCAUAGUGCAAUUCGAGACAGCAAUGACCCAGUCUCACGCACAACCUCUAAAUGGCCAAUAACAUCAUCUGUUGUUUUAGCCAAUUCGUUAUGUGUUUUCUAAAGUGUAUGUUUUGGUUUCUGUUCUGUUUUGUUACGUUUUUGUUGUUUUAUCAAGAAACUUAGUCGAGUUGUAAGUUUUUUCAUAAAAAAGCAGAGGCGUUCUAAUUGUGUUGUUUCUGGUUUAGCUGACGAUAUGAACUUUUUACUAGAGGAAAACCCUUGAGAAACUUCUUUUUAACCGGAAAUAUAAGUAAAAGUAUGUGCUUUAUUUUGCACAUUUUCUUUAAUUGAUUGGAAAAUCAACGUCUUCAUAUGUUUAUAAAAUUAUAGCUGUAUCAGGCUAUGCGUCAUUGGCUCCUCAUUUGUCUCGCGCGUGAGCGAGAAAUUGGCUCGCGCGAGAAAACACAACGCGCGGGGACGGAAGGAAAAUGACGCUGACGUGUGUAGGCAACUUUCGUGCGUACUCGUGUUGUUGCUUACUUGACGGUCCCUUUGAUAGAUAAGAAACCGCUCGUAUUCUAAGUUUAGAUAUGAGCAACGAUUGACCAGUGUUUUAAACGCAGGAUCAAGAAAAAGAAGAAUUACUGGAACAGUAUCAGCUUCUGACCGGUGAAACAGAGCGGCUCGUGACAGAAUCAAAGUUGUCAGCUGGAAAAAUGUCCACCUACCACGUUGAACUGAUGGAUAAACAAAGAUCAGAAAUGGAACUUAACAGCAAGAUCAGACGGCUUGAGAGUGAAAUUGAACAGGUAAGUGAAACUUCAUUUGAGUUUUUUUCUGUUACGCUGUCUUUGGCUAGAAAAUCCAAAGCCAUUUUACUACCCAUUUAUAACUUGCUUGAAUGAAUUUCCCUCCUUUCGCGUCGACCACACGUAUUUGCUUGAUCUGGUUGGUUAUCGGUAUUUUCUUGUGAUUGGCCGAAGUAAUGUAUUUGGCUAUGUGCUGACGAAAUUCAAUUCAAUUAAAAAUGAAUCGUGUAAUGAGAAAAUUUCUUUUGGUAAAAACUUAACCAACGUUUACAAGGUCCUUGUUUGUUUUGACUAAUGUAUGUAGAGUGUUUAAUUCUAAAUAAAAACUGAUAACCAUUCAAUGUAUGGUAAAGUUACGUUUCGGGUAGCUUAAGAAGUUAAAUAUUUGAGUCUAUUUCUUUGACGAAUUUUCUUAAAAGUGAGAAAGGAAACAGAGCAUUUUUCCUUUUAAAGGAAAAACCCGAUAUGUGUUUUCAUUUACACUACGUCAUAGGAAAACGAUUUAUCGUAAACAAGUCUUAAAACGAUGAAUAAAAAAUGUGGGGAAAAAAUAAUAGAGCGGUUUUCAUUUGAGUGUCGAAAAGUAAUUGGUUUUGCACUUUCUACACGAUGCGAUUGGCUUAAAAGAUUCGCGCCACCUUUUCAUCCAAUCAGAAGUAAAACCAAAGCCAAUUGUGACGCGCUCGCAUGCAUUUUCCCGCGCUUUGCGUCAGCCACAUGUAAUUACUUCGAGUUUUGAUUGGUUCAAUGUAUUGUCUGCGUCCUAUGUGAUUGGCCAGAGUAAUUACUUUGGUUUUGGUUUUACGACACUCAAACGAAAACCACUCUAAAAAGAAUUGACAAGUUAUUCUGAAGACCCAACGGUUAUGAAAAUGUGUAAGGGGCAAAAUAUUCACUGGUAUAGAAAAGAUUUAUUUUGACUUGUUUUGUUUGCAAAUUAUUUCGUUAGGUGCAAGACGCACUUGCUAAUAAACGGCGACAUAUGAGAAGGGAUAUUGAUCAUCGACGAUUAUCCUCUCACGAAUACUCAAGUUAAAUUGAUACUUAAGUUACGUUUUAGCAAUUAAAUUGAGAUAAUACCGUACUCCUCACCCCAAUACACUCUUUAACAUCAUUAAGACAGGAGAAACGAACUUAUUCUUCUCCUUAAGUAAAGAUUUUACAAAUGUAUACAUUAAAAGUAUAAUCAUGAGGAACCCAGGACGACAAUCCAGCUACAUAUCGUAAGAUUAUUGUUAGAAAGUAAUUUCAUAUAUUACAUGUAUUUAAAAUUCUAAUAAAUUAGUUGAGAACAAAUGUUAAAUUAGUAAGAAGUUUAAGUCUGUUAAAGCUUGUAAACGCAUAAAUUACCUUUCUACGAUAAGCUUAUAGUUUUUAUCUUCCAAACAUCUCUACGCUGAUAUAAAAUUUCAUAAAACCUAAAAUAAAAUUAAUAUUGUUGCGGGAAAUAAAUUAUCGUUUAACUGUUCGUUUAUUUAUGACAAUGGUAUUUUGUUUGAUAUAAUGUACCUUCGUAAUGUAUAAACUCUAUUAGUGAAAUUAAUGCAGCUAUAAAUGUACGGUUUUCUUAUUGCGAUUUUUAAAAGGGCGAGAGUGAAUAAUCUACUGUACAUCAAAGAUAAUGACAUAUCAGUUAAUUUUAAAGAGCUAAAACAAGUAAAAGGUGAUCUUAUCCCUGUCAUAACUUGUUGUCCUUAGUGUGUUAAAAAGUUAAUUUAAAUAUAUAAAAAUCCUCGGACGAGGAUGAUUGCGUCACUUGAGUGCAAUGAAAAGGGCGUCAGGCGUGUUUCAACCUUCGUGUUUUACGUUCGUCUCUGAAACGCAUCAAAAAAGCUCUAUUGCGGACUGUGAACUGCACACAAACUGAAUGAACGUCGAGCAGACAAUAUUCGCUCGAACAGUUUUUUCCCCUUGCUUCUUUUUCGGUUCUACUGACAUCCUGUUUCAGGCUCUUAGUAAGUGGGAACGAGCGAAAAGAAAAGAAAACAGGCAAGGACUCGCUUUUCUUUACGCUUUUUUUUCACUGAAUGGGAGCCUGGGACAGACUAUUCUGCUUGCGCUGGUUGCUGCCAUUUCAAACGACCUCUCCCCAGACCCUUCUUCCCACUCAGAACGGCGAAGCGGGAAAUUACUGUCGACUGUCGAGACCCCUUCGUAAAACUUCGUGAAACGUCGUCUUAGGAACUUGACCCACGUGUAUUAUUUUAGUCGGGAAACGCUUCUUAUACGAAACUAGACCAACUUAGUGCCAGUAUUGGAAAAACGGGGUUGGAAAAACUACCUUUCCUCCCUCCCUGUAAUGUACAGGACAUUAUGUAACUGUAACGAAUUAUCCAAUCAGUAUAGCGCAUCUCAUCAAGCUUAUGAAAUUCAAGUGACCAGCCUUACCAGAUCCCUCGCUCAAAUGGAAGAACAGCUCAGACUGGCCAAUGAGGACAGGGUAAGUGGUUUUCAGGAUAUUUCGCUUUUUUAAAACUAAAUGGCGAUAGAUUUGACCUUCAGGUUUAGCUUGUACAACAGGUGUUUUGGGGGGCCAUAUUUCGAUUCAUUCCCAUAAUUUGUAUACCAAAAGUUAGGGAAUGUUUCUGACCCCGGCUUCUGAUCGAGGAUCCCAACGCUCUUGCUCCAGCGCUGUGCUUUGGUAAGUUUCACGUGAUAGAAAGCCAAAACGCGCGUGAUCAGAUUUCAAGUGAUAGAUGGUACAAACACUUGCAUGAUCAGAUUAAAUUUUAGUUUUAUGCAUUCCAUAAGCUUUCCAUUUAUUCUCAGUGGAAGUCCAAGUGAGUGAAUGCUGGCUACAGAAGUGCUAAGCGCGCGUAAUAGUAGCCGGGACAUCAGGAUUGCGGGCUCCUCUUGUCGCCCGCAACAAAUGAAUUUGUCUUCAGCUGAUAUCCUUUUGAUGUGGACGCUAGCGGAACUCCCGUUAGGCUUACUCUCCAGCCUUGGGUCCCGUGGGUGUUUGUAAAUACAGCUGUUACUGUAAAAGUGUUAUUGUUGCAAUGUUUUAAAAAUUGUUGUUUUUUUUUUCUUUAUUUGGUAGGAGAGUAUGAUGCAAGAUCUUACAGCUGUCAGAGAACUAUGCAUGAAACUCGAUCAAACACGAGAGUCGCUCUCCAGGCAACUUGCUGCGAAAGCUUUAGACCAUGAUCAGGUACUCAAUACUGUGAAUUUGUACCACAAAUUUAACAUGAUGGAGGAUCAAAGUGGAUGGAAGAUUAAGAUAUCAAAAAUAUUCUUAAAAAGAAUGCUUGGUCGCAGGCUGCUAAACCCGUCCUUUAACAAGCCUUCUAUACACAAACGUAGAGCUCGCUAGAGUGCGCUUGUUAUUGCAGAGGAAGGCAAAGUGCAAAGGCAUGAUCUUGAGGCGGAUAACUCUGCUUAAUCAGGCCACGAUGAUAUCAUUUGUGCUAUGGUCACAACUGUGACUUUGUGGAACCUCAAAUUGCAAUAAAGUUAAAAGCUCAACAAGACUGGUCGCAGGCUAGUAUUACUUGUUGAGUCGCAAGCCAGUUAAGCUUGCACAGCCAAUCAAAACAUUUGAUAGCCUGCGAGCAAGCUCUCCUAUUUGGGAAAGCGAAGCGAGCCUCGUUCGCUCGCGUGUUCUCGCGAGACUCGUUUCACUCGCCCAAAUAGGAGAGCUUGCUCGCAGGCUAAACAUUUGCUUGCUUUUGUGCGUUCCUCUGUUUUCAAGAUUUUUUUUCCUUUUUGUUUUUAGUUGCGUGAGCUACUCGAUGAAGCCAAGAUUGAAACGGACACUUUACGGCAAAAGGUUUGGCACCGAUAACUCUAGUCUCCUACCUAAGCAGAGCAGGUGUUAUUGGAGUCGUCACGCAAUGCUCUCUCUGGAGCAUUGCCUGACGACCUAAGUAACGGUUGUGAGAUAAGCGUUGGGUUUGAUACCAUAAAAUUCCGAAAAGUAACGACCCUUCGACACUUUUGUGAUUAAUGAAGCCUGCAGAGACUAAAUCCAACCGUUCACAAAAUGAUUUAAUAUGGUAUCACUGAUCCUGAAUAUAUGAAAGGUCGUACGUUACGUAAAAGUGGAGCGAAGUUCAACUUACGUUUACGCGCGACCUUCCAUACAUUGCCUUUAUUUCAUUAACGCGCGUUCAAUUUUCGUGCGUGUGUGCGUAAAAAUUACGUGACAGUGGAAAUCCGCCUUUAGGGUUGGAAACCAAAGUUUCUUUUAGAACAAACUUGUUUAUCUAUCUUUCGGUUCUAUAGCAACGGUAAUUAGCAAUCUCAGUGACUAUUAGACAAAAAAGUUAAAACACUUAUUCAACCCCCAAGACAUUUAAAAUAAUGGUUAGAAUUAACGGACGCGUUAAAUGUUUCAAAGACCUUCCUGUUGAUGCCUUUAUUGUUCACAGGUGUUCUCAGAGAAAGAAACCGUUAGAAGUCUUGAGGGAGUUCUUGCAAAACAAAGAGAAAAGGUUUUAUAUUAUUUAUCAUUUCUUCAUUGCCAAAAACAGGAGACAUCAGAAAGCUUAGUUACAACAAACUUUUGCUAUCCACGCAGGAAUUCGUUGGACGAAAAUCUCUGGAGAACACGAUGGACGAAGUGGACAGACUAAAAGACAGGCUGGCAAAAACAGACCAGGAAAAGUAAGUUUCUAUAACGUUCCACUGUUGGGUGGUGGAGGGCAAGGCAUACAUGUCAGCUUGUGUUUUCUCACCAGUGUCCUAACUUUUACUCAGCAAUUGGCCUUAUUCGGCUUAAGUCAGACACGCAAAAGAAUUGUCGUUUAAAUGAAAGACCAUUGUCAAACGGAGGACUCAAACACGACUCGCUAAACCCUGGUAUCUCAAGUUAAAGAGAGCACAAAAUGCUGUGCAGUCUGUCAAAUUUGAUGUCAUAGUUUGGUGUUUUGCAGAACCUAUCAGCGGCAGGAGGUUAACACGUUACGCAAAGCUUCAGAAAGACUUGAAGACGAAGUGUCUAAGCUAAAGAAACAAUUAGCAAAUGAGAAGUUUGAAAGGUAAAUAGUGACAAGAUAGUGUACUACCCAUAAGAUUUAUGUGCAUACCGUAAAAUUCCGAAAAUAAGCCCCUCCAGACAUAAGCCCCCAAACAGGUAACGCAAAAACCCCUCCGUUAAAUCGCCCCUCCAAAUAUAAGCCCCCCGGGGGCUUGUCUUGGAAAAUUGCCCUCAAAUACAAAGUAAAACAAAGCAAAAACGGUAAAUUUACUUCCAACUAUAAGACUAGCCCAAUCGAUUUUGAAACGCAACUUUCCCUCCCUAGAUAAGCCCCUCCGAAUAUAAGCCCCUCCAAAAAUAAGCCCCUCAAAAAGGGACUUUGAAAAAUAUAAGCCCCGGGGCUUAUUUUCGGAAUUUUACGGUAUAAACUUUGGCCAUGUGGAUCAUCAGGUACACCAGAUUGAACCUUGCCAAAUUAGAUUUUUAUAGGUUGCUGUUCCUACAAUGUGCCAUCAUACUUGCCUGAUAUAGACUUUACCGAAGAAAUGUUAGAACAACAUAUUUAUAUAAAAAAGAGGAAGGUUUAGAGCUUCUCUACUCACAAAACCGGGAAAGCAGGUCAGUUUGCCGCAUUCAAGUGGACGGAAUUGGGGAUUUUGUUCAAAACAACCAACCUGUAUACAAUCCCAUCCUAACCGUGGAUAAAGGUUGAUUUGCACUGACGCGUUUUUGGCUACGCACGUAAAUUUUAAUCACGUAAAUAAAAUAAAGGCAACAUAUGAAGUGUUGAGAUUAAACGUGAAGUUGACUGAGGUUCUACGUUUACGCUUACGUGCGACCUUUCAUACAUUGCCUCUAUUUUAUUUGCGAACGUAAAUUUUAUGCAAGUAAAAAUUACGCGACAGUGGAAAUUAACACUAAAGUCAAUACGCGGACUAAGGAAGAUGUUUCACGAGGUGAUUCGCAACGACGAUUUUUAGCGCAACGCAGCGUUGCAACAUUGUUGCGACAUUGUUUCGAAUAGGUACAACAUUGAUCCAACAUUGCAACGCUGUGUUGCGCUAAAAAUCGUCGUUGCGAUCACCUUAAUACACAAAAGAUUGUUGGGCCCUUCCUUAAAGCGAACUAACGAUGUUACUUCAACAGAGAAAGAUUAUUACAAGAAACAAGUCGAAGAGAGAGGGAUAUCACGGGCUCAGCCUCAAGUAAGUCUGUUAAUAUUAGCCUUUUUUUCGUCCGGGGUUCUUACAGAUUUUUGGAACCAAAAUUCAAGACUUUUCCAGACGUUUUUGCAAAACUUUUAUUAAUAUAUCUUCCAGACUCGAGGUUAUCAAACAGAUGAUCAAACGAGACCUUUAAAAAAACGCAAAAACAAAGCUGUUUUCACGAUGUGCUGCGCACGUAGUUUAUUGAAGGUUAUUGAUUGACAUAUUUCCAUGGACGUUACAUUAGGAGGAGCCACCCACAAUGUUAGCACAGUUACUGACAAGGUAUAUGAGUAGGAAAACAACCCAAAGAAAAUGUUUAGUGAAGUACCAGUGGGAACAAAGUGUCUCAAUCUUGUGAGAAUUCCAGGACAUUUGCUUAUCUUUGACGCGAGAUUGAAUAAGAUUUGACGAAAACGAGAAAACUUCACCCAUAAAGCACAAGUUGUAGCUUAAAAAUUUACCAUUUUUGCGGACCUCAUCUCUAUUUUCCAGACUUUUUCCAGGCCUGGAAAAUUGUUGGGUAAAUUUCAAGACUUUCUUAAGAAUUCAAGACUCUGUACAAACCCUGGUUUUCUUUCAAAAGCGUUGAAAAUCACAACAUUUUAAGAAAAUAUCGCACUUUUGCUGCGUAAAAUAAUUAAAAGUAACACGGAAAAGAUUUUAUGCAAACGGUAAUCUUGUAGCGAUUUACCUAUAGCACCCAAAGCGCUCANAUUGAUCAAUGUCUUAUUAACACUAACCCACCCACCCCCCGUUUGUGCAUCCCCACCUCCCCUCCAUCAUGAACAAAAAACACACCAACCAACCCCACAACAAAACACUUCUCUUUUUAUUUUUUUUUUUUUUUUUUUUUUUUUCUUCUUUUUUUUUUUUUUUUUCGGGGGGGGGGGGGGGGGGGGGGGGGGGGGGAGGAUAAGAAAGUCCUCGCAUUUCGCCCCUACUGACAAGGGAACAGCUUCGGAGGAGGAUCAACUCCAAGAAAUAUUAAAAGUGGGUGAAACCAGUAAUCUAUGUAACAUUUUCUACUACCUUCUUUUUUUACUCUCUACAGGAGAAUCAUUGACGAGCCGUUAUUCUCGCAACACAGACCAAAGACUUCAUACUUCGUUCAGCAGUGGUGAUUUUGCGAGACUAAAGCCAAAAGACAUGUCUUCACCCCUGGUCUCUGAUCACAGCGACAACGGGCGAAGAGUCAUUUCACCAAUCCGCAGGCGAAGCGAUGAUGACGUAUGUAUUCCAGCGUACUUGUCCCCCGGUUUUUUUUUUUUCGCGUUCACAAUGAAGGGAACGGGACGGUGUAGUCUCUUAUUCCAAAGGAGUGUACAUAGCUACGACGACAAAAGUGUAAAUGAAACUAGAACGUGCAACUUACUCUCCAACACGGCAAACCUUGUUUGACAAGCGAGACAAUAUUGCCUUGAAAAACUUUCCUCCAAACUUCACCCUCCUUCACCAGAUCUUUUUGUUAAAGACCAGAAAACAUUAAUUUAAGUAAAGAUCGCUAAAAAACACGCAAGGAAUAGCCCUGUCACGUUUGUCACACACAAACGUUUUUCCGUCCUCUUUUUUCUCCUGUCCUGUUGCGCAAACUCACUAAUGUGUUAAAGAUCGCAACCAAGAUAGAAAAGAGAAAGGCAACACCGUUACCAGGUGUUCAGGUGCUCUAUAAAACGCCCCAGAGGAUGGCAAAAAGUGUAUCACAAGCGCGCAGUUCUUGCCUUGGUUGUGAAAGCUAUUGUUUUUCUUGUCGUUGUUGUUGCCGUCGUCGGUGUGAAACCUCCUGUAAAGCUUUAAGUGGCAGGCAUUUUUUGGUUUUUAAGCUGUAAUCCAACUGCGAGUAAGGUGGUCAACAAUGUGUUUUAGUUCGCCUUCUAACCAACUUCACACUUCCUUGUUGCAGGACUCCUCAGAUGCAAGUUGACGAAAACCCCACGUGAAGUAGGCUGAUAUCACCUCAUUACUGAAGUACUGCCCAGAUUUGGUCUGAAAAACAGGAAAGAACAUCCAAUCCAAGCGACAAGGCCUAUUUAACUUAUACGUGCCUAAAGAGGAAGAAGUUUUUUGCAAACUCUGAAGAAGAGUAUUUUUACAUACUUACGUUUGAAACAUAUCCAAAUUUAGUGGGAAAAUUCAAAUUGUAACAUAUUGUAUUCAUGCGAGAUUUUUAUGAAGUCAUAAUGUAUAUAAGAGAGUUUAAUAGUGGUAUAACCAUAUGUAUUGAAAUUCUACGCGAAACCAACAAGUUUCAUGAGCUUCAACACUAAGCCACGUUUGGUGUUUCGCUCACUGUUGGUGUGCACUCCCCCAGAUAUCCAGUUAAAAUGCAUUCCAGAAAGGACACAUAUUAUAGAAAGCUUCGCUCAAGUUUGCAUGAAAACGACCGUUCGCGCUAAUAUGUUCCAAUGGACUCGCUGUCUUGCACUCAAGAGCUUUUUUACUUUCUUUUAAGGCGUAUAUCGCGCGUUUAUCCAGAGAUCUAAUACUUUAAUUUGACUGUAGAAUCUCUGUUAACGAACCGACUUAAAGGUGAUCCCUGUUAGUUUUCCAAUUUUUUCUUGAACUCCAUGGGUUGAGCAUGUUACUGGUUAAGACGGACGCAGCGUGCUGUUUUCAGUGUGUAACAAUUAAUUCUACGGUCGAAUAUAUCUUGAUAAUCUUCUCAAAAGCAAAUAUAGGGGACAAACCAGUAAAUUGUUUUUCUCUGUAAAAAACGCUUCUACUCAUACAAUUAACCGCAUAAUAAACGUCAUUACCCUGUUACAUUAAAAUCUUACAUCACAAAAAUUAGUUUAUUCCCCGAUUGCAGAAAAAUAUUGAAGUUCUUGAUAAUAUCAUUCGAGUUGCUAUGUAGCAAAAAUUGCAAAUAAGACUCAUGCCUGGAAAAUAUGAAGAUCUAAAUGUGAUCUCAAGAGUUAUGUAGAAGUUUAAAAUUUUGAAAGUGAGUUUAGUGCUUUAAGAGUGUUUACUAGGAAAUCAAAUUACUUUGUUGACAGAGGAAUAAAUUUACCACAUCAAAUGAUUAUCAGUUAUUAGUCCUGUCUUUUCAAUUUAAAAUUAAUAAUCUCUUA
Molecule: messenger RNA, 12909 nt
Organism: Porites evermanni
Lineage: Eukaryota; Metazoa; Cnidaria; Anthozoa; Scleractinia; Poritidae
Source: the annotation of a GenBank genome assembly